Styela clava is the source of this 1112-nucleotide messenger RNA. RefSeq lists its product as uncharacterized. NCBI's taxonomy places the organism in Eukaryota, Metazoa, Chordata, Ascidiacea, Stolidobranchia, Styelidae. The record is from RefSeq and is a predicted model, not a curated record.
CAGAUUGGACAGAUACAUCUCUAAAACUGUAACAAUGAAAGUGAUAUGCGCUGGAAUGUCUAAAAGUGGAACAAAAACAUUACAUGUUGCUCUAGAAGAAUUGGGAUAUUCGGUAUAUGACUUUCCCGAGGUCUUUGACAACUAUGAAAAAGAUUUUUGGAGAUUUACUAGCAAAGGCUGGACUGUUGAAGACUUUCGACAGAGAUUUGAGAAUGUUGAUGCUGUUGUUGACACUCCAAUGUUUUAUUUUUGGGAAGAACUUGCGGAAGCUUUUCCCGAUGCAAAGGUGAUACUUAUGACACGAGACAACGUAGAGGCUUGGUACAAAAGUAGCAGUAAACAGAUGAGAGUUUUGAAUGGAUGGCACAUGUAUUAUUACCCGUUUUUAUCUUCAACUUGGAGAAAAUAUUUUGUAUUUGGAACGAACGCUUGUUUGCUUCCUUUUGGAUAUUGGACAAGUGUGUAUGGUAUUGAAAGUUAUUGGCCAGAAACGGUAGAGAUUAUAUCCAAGCAAACUUACAGGAGGCAUAACGCACACGUUGUUCAUUCAUGCCCAAAAAAUCGACUUCUUGUCUAUAACUGCAAAGAAGGAUGGGAACCAUUAUGCGAGUUCCUAGGUAAACCGGUUCCAUUAACUAGGUUUCCGUGGAUCAACAAGGGCGGAGAAAUUGCUCAUUUGAUGUGGGAAGCGCCAUUUCUAAAGAGAGCAAGAAAAGAAAUGAUUACGAAUUUAAGCAUUUUAUGCGUAACCGGGAUAGUAGGAGCAGCAUUAUGUUUUCAAUUUAAAAUAUUCAAAUAAUGGUAUUUCAUCAUUGUGUUUUAUAAGUUUGUUAAAAUCUUUCCGUAAGUUUUAACUAAAAAAUAGAGUUUAAAUAAUUCACGACAUUGAUUUUUUUUAAAUUCUGGGAAGAAGCCACUGCAUUGUAACAUAGUCUAUUAGGUAAUCAAAGUUAUAUGUCAACAAAAUUUAAUCAAAUUGAACUGAAGUGCUUGGAACUGUUGGCUAUACUUCGCAGAUUGUAUGGAAAAAACGCUGUAAUGUAUGAAGUAUAUUUUAUUCAAAAUACAACAAACUAAUAUAAAAAAAAAGUUUAAUACCUAAAAUAUCCAAG